This is a messenger RNA of Mytilus californianus (California mussel), 3193 nucleotides long. RefSeq names its product protein FAM110B-like. Lineage: Eukaryota; Metazoa; Mollusca; Bivalvia; Mytilida; Mytilidae. The coding region runs from base 323 to 1423 and encodes 366 amino acids. The record is from RefSeq and is a predicted model, not a curated record. The transcript has 5 exons.
UAUAAUUAUGUCCUGAUGUGUAUGGAGGGGACAUUUUUAUUGACCAAGAAUUACAAUGUCUCAUGGUUUAUUGUAAAGUGAUGGUUAAUUGAUGGAAGAUGACCAAUAAUUGAUUUUGUGACUCAGUAUACCUGUUACAGGUAAUCUUUGAUGUCUCAGGUGGUGAACUACAUGUAUGUGGGAAUUCCUUAAGUCAGAUUAGAAACCAGGAAAUCGGCUGUAGACUUAUCAUGAUUCAUUUUAUAAAUUAGGAUUAUUGAUAGCAGGUAUCCCAUAGGAGCAGAAUGACCAGUAUUUAUAAACCAUCAAGACAGUGGCUGUGAUGUCUGAAUUAUUGUGUGUCAAGGUGGUAGAACAGAUUUCAAAGCUUAUCAUGUCUAUAGCUAUCACCUCUAUCAGCAACACUCCUGACAAAAUCAUCAACAAAGGAGCAGAUUUCUUUAGAAGGAAUUCCAGUAACAGAGGACUAUUUGAUCGAAGAAGAAAAAGUGCUGUUGAAUUAUUAGAAGCUUCCAAAGGAGAAUAUGUGAAGAGUGUUAGUGUUCUGAAACAGAAACAGGAACUAAAACACCCAGAAAACCUUCAUGUCAGUACCAGACCGAAAAGUAUUGUAUUGGGUGCUGAACCAAGGUCCAAAUCAGAUCUAGGAUUGUCACCAUCAGAUAAUAGUCCAAAAUCAUCAUUAGAGGACCAAUCAACUGAGAAUGAUAUAAAGUCAUCAAAUAGUUUGUCAGAAAAUAGAGAUUCACCUGUUACACAGGAAUUAUGUAGAAAAGUGUCACUGGGAAAAUUGUCUGGCAACAUGGCCGCAUCACCACAAUCUACAGAAUCAAAAGUUACAGAAUUAGACAAACGAAAACCACUAUCAAAAUCAAAAGAUUUCCUGUCACCAAAUGCAUUUCAAUCACUUAGUACUUCAGUGACUGUUUUAGUGGAAAAGCGUUGUAAUGCUGCAACCGACAAAUCAGCCAAUGAAAAUAAAGAGAUGGUGGUCAGAAGAAAAAAGAAACCAUUGCAUCGCUCUCAGUCUGAUCUUAGUGGACGAUGGUCUAGAAACAGUUCAGAUUAUUCUGAUUUGAGUUCACGAGUUUCAAGAACUAGCACUGAGGUGGAACGAUUUUUCAAUGAAAUGGGACUUGAAAGUAGUAUAUUGGAAAGAAUGCGUCAUAAGUUUCAGAUCAUGCAUGUGAAUGAUGAGGAAUUAUUUGAAAGUAUUAGUUCUAUAGACUCUGCAGAGAGGAGUACAUGUAGUGAGGCCUCAAUAGGGGAUAAAGAAAAAGACAAAGAAUUGAAGGAAAGAAAUUCUGUUCAGACUUCUAUAGUUGAGAAAAACGCAAGAAUUAUCAAGUGGUUAUGUAAUGUGAAGAAAGCACGAACAAAUCCAAGAUGUGAGGCACAAUCUCCACAAACAAAGAAAGAAUAGUUUGUUGUGACAGUAAAGACAAAACCAAUCAAAUAAUACAACUAACAAGUCUUUCAUAUAAACCAUAUUAUUGAUGUGAUGAUCAUUGUUUAUAGUGCUCCGUUUGUUACCUAUACGUUUAAGUACAUGCAAUGUAAAUCGAUUUAAUAUCAGUUUUUUUUUCUGAAAAUAGUUUAUUAUGGGAACAAAUACAUAUGUUUUAAGAACAUUUGUAGGUGUCACUUUAUUUGAUAGUCAAACAUUCUGCAUAUAUUUACUAGUUCCAUGUAUUGGUCUACUUUGAAGAAGCAAUCAUAUUAAAUUCCUGAAAUCCUCCAUAUCUCAUUUAACAAAUAAUUGUGUUCAUAUCAUGUUGUUUCUAUAAUGUUUUUAUGCCAAAGUCAUCAACUACAUUUUAGAAUUUCAAUUUUAUUUCCUAAAAAAAGCCAAAAAAAUCAUGAUAUUUUGUUCUGUAUUGCAUUACAAUGGAGAAGCUUUUUGAUAGUAAAUUUAUUAUAAAUUUUUGAGUGACAAAUAUUGGUUUAUCAGGUUUAAAUUCAUGACAUUUAAGAACAAUUUCUGUUCUGCUCACAAGGAAAAUGGUGGAAACAUUCAUCCAGCUUAUGAAUAAAUUUAAAUUUUCAAUUUUAACAUGUCACUAUCACCAGUUAGUUCCAUUCCGAUUAAAAAUAAUCAAACAUUAAGCAGCAUUAAAAGGGGAAUAAUUCAAUCAUGAAUGUACAUAUCAGAAAAUAAAAAUUGAUAUACAAUCAGUGGAAAUAAAACUCUGUGUUGUUUUCAUCUAACACUUUAAAUGUUUUUAGAAUCAUAGUUAUGAGGUUCCAUUUGAGUCAUUUUGCUGUCAAUUUUUAUAAAAUUUGUAAGGAAAAUCCUUAGGAUCCCAUCAGUAACUCUUUGAAAAGACAAUGUAAUUUAAGAAAAGAUAAUACCAUACAAACACAAAUUCCAAUGGUUAGCCAUAUUUUUUAAUUUGAACCUUGACAUUUUUAUAUUCAUAAAAUGACUAAUACCAGGUUAUAACCUAUGGUAUUCAUAUCUUAUUUGGAAACAAUGAAUGUUUAUGAUAAUAUAGUCAGUUUUGUUAUCUUUAGAAGGAACUUGAUUAAGCAAUAAAAUUAAAUAUUCAAAUUCGGAGCCCAAAAAAAUGAAAUAGAAAUUUCUCAUAAAAUUAUUGCAGUAAAUUAUGUAUUGAUAUGCAAGACUUAGAAUACUUUAAAAGUCAUUGGAUUAUUUUAAAGCCAGAAUCUAAAGUCCCAAGCGUAAAUUCAUUGUUAAUUCAAGUUAAUGUGAAGUCAUUGAUUGAAUUUCCAUUAUACAGUAUAUAUAUAUCAGUCUUAAUAUUUGGUUUCAAGAAUGUGAAAAUAUGACUGAGAAAACAUGAGAUUCAGAUGAUGUUGACGAUGAAAUGGUCUCCAGUGAAACAAAAUAUUUAAAAUGCAUGUACAUAUGAUAACACCUAUUGGCAAUAAAAUUGUUUUGUAGAUUUUUGUUUACCAUAAACAGGAAUUAAUUUAUAAAUGUUUAAGUUCAUGUAUUUAAUACCUGAUUUUGUUUUUAAGAACAUCACAAAGAUGUAAAAUAUCAUUCACUGUGAUUCUAAUUUGGACAUUGUGCCUUGAGUAAUGUUGAGUUUAUAAAUACAAUUCUAUUUGAUGUUACCCAAUAAUUGUGUAUUUGUCAGCAUUAUUGUUUUGUUUGUAUGGUGUAAAGCAAAAUAUUCUGUUUCUUAUAUUGCAUAUUUUUUUAAAUAAACAUUAUGAAUAUUUGAUA